Pseudozyma flocculosa PF-1 is the source of this 1065-nucleotide messenger RNA. RefSeq lists its product as uncharacterized. Bases 1 to 1065 code for a protein of 354 amino acids. The transcript has a single exon. The record is from RefSeq and is a predicted model, not a curated record. Gene Ontology annotation, cellular component: cytoplasm. Gene Ontology annotation, biological process: cytoplasmic translation; tRNA methylation. NCBI's taxonomy places the organism in Eukaryota, Fungi, Basidiomycota, Ustilaginomycetes, Ustilaginales, Ustilaginaceae. Gene Ontology annotation, molecular function: tRNA methyltransferase activity.
AUGGGCAAGUCAUCAAAGGACAAGCGCGACAUCUACUACCGGCAGGGCAAGUCCGAGGGCUACCGCGCCCGCUCCGCCUACAAGCUGCUCCACCUCAACGAGCAGUACGGCUUCCUCGGCGGCGCCGCCUCGUACUCGCUCCACGGCACCUCGGAGCCCGUGUCGCCCACGCCGCAGCGCGUCGUCGACCUCUGCGCCGCACCCGGUUCGUGGUCCCAGGUGCUCUCCAACCGCCUCGCCGCCGUGCCCGACUCGCACCUCGUCUCGGUCGACUUGCAGGCCAUGGCGCCCCUCCCCGGCGUCACCCAGAUCAUCGGAGACAUCACCACCGCCUCGACCGCCGACGCCGUUUCGCGCGCCCUCGCCUCGUCCGGGUCAAGUUCCGCCUCAUCUGCCUCGCCCGCCAACGGCAAGUCCAAGGCCAAGGCCAAGGCGCAGCUCAUCGUGUGCGACGGCGCACCAGAUGUCACGGGCCUCCACGACCUCGACGAGUACCUCCAGUCGCAGCUCCUCCUCGCCGCCACACAGAUCACGCUGCGCCUGCUCGAGCGCGGCGGCACCUUUGUCGCAAAGAUCUUUACCCAGCUGCCCCAGGCGCGCGCCGGCUGGGCGCAGAAAAACGAGCUGCACGGCGCCCGCCCGGGCACCAGCGGCGCCUUUCUCGCCAGCCAGCUGCGCUGCUUCUUCGACCGCGUCGAAAUCGCAAAGCCCAGGAGCAGCCGUGUCGGCAGCGUAGAGCAUUUCGUCGUCUGCCAAGGCUUCCGGCCCCCCGCGGGCCUCCCCGCCUCCGUAUGCCCCGAGUCGCAGCGCGAUGCCGCUCGGGGUAAUGCUGCUCCCGCUGACGGCGACGACGGCGACGACGAUGAUGACGAUGCUGUCCGCGAGGGGCUCGUCGAGCUGGUCGAGAGACUCAAGGGUGAGAUGGCCGCCGUCCUCGGAUACAGCGGGCCAUCCGGCGCACAAGGAGGGACAGGCGCUGGCGCUGGUGCAGCCAACCCGAACCUCGUCAAGGUCGUCCCCUUUGUGGCCUGCGGCGAUCUCAGUGGCUUCGACCAGGUGGCCUAG